Messenger RNA from Carassius gibelio (silver crucian carp), 1538 nucleotides. RefSeq names its product hepatitis A virus cellular receptor 1 homolog. The record is from RefSeq and is a predicted model, not a curated record. NCBI's taxonomy places the organism in Eukaryota, Metazoa, Chordata, Actinopteri, Cypriniformes, Cyprinidae. Bases 47 to 727 code for a protein of 226 amino acids. The transcript has 6 exons.
UUUACACAUGUAUUAGUGUCUUUCUGAGUGCAUCACAGCAAAGAAAAUGAUUGUCUUUCUCUUCUUCAUCUCAUCAAAUAUGCUUGUAAUAUCCUGCAGCGAAUCAUCAAACAUGGUGGUUGGACAAGUUGGGGAUACAGUUAAACUUCCAUGUAAAUAUGACGUUAACACUAAUGGCCUAGUGAAUGUUUGCUGGGGGAGACAACAGUCAUUGUUCAGCUGUGAGAACACUGUUAUCUCCUCCGAUGGCUCGCAAGUGACCUUCAGAGAGUCAAACAGAUUCGGCUUGGCCAGUGGACUGGAGCAAGGGGAUGUUUCACUUACCAUAAAGGCUGCUCAAAAGAGCGAUGUUGGGAUGUAUGUCUGCCGUAUCGAGAUUCCUGGACCUUUCAAUGACAUCAGUCACAACGUCUAUCUGUUUAUCAGAAAUGGACUGGAUCCCAAAAGAGUCAUCUCAGAAACGCAACUGGUCCCUACAACAGCAAAUCAGGAAAAACAAGAUGCUACCGACGUCUACAUGUACGAAGCAGUUGCAGUCGUCCAUACUGAGGAUAAAAUGGAAACAUUUAUCGUAAAUACUGUAAGAGUGGGGGCCGUUGUCUUCAUCCCGGGUUUGAUCAUCGCACUUCUGUUCAGACUGCGGCGCCCAGAGAACACACCAGCUGAAGGAGAAUGUAAAAAUCUGCCAGGCUUCCCAGACCAACAACCACACACAGAUAUGCGGUGAUAGUCAGUCCUGAGGUCCCUAUGACUAUAUAAACCACAUGCAUGGUUAUAUGGAUUGUGUGUGUGUGUGUGUGUGUGUGUGUGUGUGUGUGUGGUAUGUGUUAUUAAACUAAAUCUGAGAUAAUUUAUUUGCAUUAUGUUGUUGUCGUUUACUUUUCAAUGUAAUAUGAAAUGUUUGUAAAGUCUUUUUGUAAAAAGCGUUCAAACUGUAAUCUAAUGUCAUGCCUCUCCUUCUAAAAAAUAAAUUACUAACUGUCCCAACACCCAGUGAAUAGUGAGAAGAAGGCCUUCGCUUAUGGGUGGAGAAAUUCAUUUUGCACUUCAUGAUUUAAGCUUUUCAUUUAAAUGCAUUUUAAGCAUUGUGGUUUUAAAACUAAUACAUUCAUUUAACUGUUCAGGGACAUUAAGCAGUGGGGUAUGAUUCCUUUUGGCAAAUGCACGCAUUAAGAUGGUUUCUUAUAAAUGCAGAAUGCAUUUGAUCAUAUGCACCUGACUAAACUAAGAGUUAUUUUUUGUUUUUAAAUAUUUGUAUACACAUAGUUAUGUGUCAUAAUGCCUGUCUCAUUGUCAACACAGUCAUGUGUGUCUUAAAUGAGCGUUAAUAGUUGAAGCAUGUUCUCUAGUUGUCUAUUAUGAGAUCCUGGCAUUAUAUGAUGAGAUUUUAAAGGGGUAUAGUUCAUUCAAAAACUUAAAUACUGUCAUCAUUUACUCAGUUUCAAGUUGUUCUGAAUCUCUAGGAAUAUCUUUGUUCUCUUCAACAUAAAAAAAAUAUAUUUUUAAGAAUAUUAUAUCCACCAGAAAAUGUAUGGUCC